AUGUGGAAGUGGAAGAGCAAGUCCCACAAAGCCGACGAGGACGCGUCGGGCUCCGCAUCCUCAUCCGGCCCCGCACCCGCACCAGCCUCGACCUCGGCCCCUCCACCAGCCUACGGCGCAGCCACCCCACAGCCCUCCGGAUCCGGACCCCUUGAUCUCCCCGCUGUCCUCGGCGCCGUGAGCCUCGGCCCCACACCACCCCACGGCACUGACCCUACGGAGGACGCCUGCCUCGCCCACCUCCGCCUCCUGACGGCCUUCAACCGCCUUAAGAACGAGACGGGAUACCGCGACGGCCUCUGGGAGAUCUGGGACUCGCGCGCCAAUGUCGGCGGCGGCAAUGACAAAGCCGCCGCUGCUGCAGGGACCCCGAACCCGGACGUCCUUGUCAAGCUCCGCGAGAAGCGGUGGGCCGUCUAUGUUGGCCGCGCCGUCGACCGCUAUGCCGUCUGGUGGCGGAGCUUCGUGCCGGACAUGCUGCUCGAGAGGGACAUGGUCGACCCGCCCGAGGAGAGAAGGGACCGAUACGAAGGGUUCCCAAGAUGUAUUGCUUGUCUGGCACGCACACAUGCUCAACCCAAGGAUUUACCUCGAGGUAUUCAACCCCCAACCCACAACCACCACACACACAUAGUUGCAAUCAUCAUCGUCGAUGCCAGACCACCCACUAAUGCUCACAAGGACUGCCUCCGCUAUGGCCACGGCGCCCUCUGGGCGGCCGGCAUGCCCUGGCCCGUCGUCAACCAGGCCAUCUCGGGUGCGACCUUUGACUAUGUCGUCUCGAACGCCUGCGUCGCGCAAUGGGAGGCCCGCACGAGCCUCGCUUGGUGCAACGAGGACGAUCCAGACGCCAAGAAGAUCCGCUGCCCCUCGUGCCCGACGAUGGUGUCCGUCCCAUGGACGACGUGUGGCCAAUCAAGGGACUACAGCGGAACCAAACGCCCCGGCAUCGCAGGCGAGGGCUACGCAGACGGUCACUUGACCCAAACCUGCCCGUCCUGCUCCGUCACCAUAACCCACGAGUCCCUCCGCGCCGCAAAGUUCCGCAACGACAUCCAGGCCUCCGUCACCUCGGACCACGCCAUGCCGGGCACGAUCCUCGACCUCCACACCGGCCUGCCGAAACCACUCAAGUAUGACUCUGACAACAGCAAUUCGGCCGGCUGUCCCGACCAGCUCUUCCCCGCGCGCCUCGCCCGCCGCGGCCUGCUGGCCGAGGUCGUCGAGAUGCUGAAGCCCGGCAGCAAGGUGGCGCCGAGCAUGAUGGUCGUCCGUGACAACAUGGAGGAGAACUUCACGGGCAAGUUCGCCGACUCCAAGAACCUAAAAGAGGUGAUGAAUCGUCACGGUCACAAGAAGGUGACGGAAUUCCGCCUGAGCUUGGACGGGAGGCGGCAGACGCGGAAGAUGAUGUCGCGGUACUGGGAGAACUCGUCGCCUUUUGCCAUUGAUCUUGUGGGCUGUGUCAUGAGACAAGGGACGUUUACCGAGAAGAUGUGCAAGCUCGACUGGCUGCACUUCCCGACGGCUCGGAAUCUUGUGGCCGACCUCCUCAAGAAGUACACCCGCUUCGUCGAUAUCAUCGCCAUCGCGGCCACGACAAAGGACAAGGUUGCUGUGCCGACGCUCGACGUCGACCUCACAUGGCACACGCACCAGCUCUCUCCACAGUCCUACUUUGUCUUCACGCUCGCCAAGACGGGCGCUUUCGUGGACCACAACGACAAGGUUGACGAGGAUAAGCUGAGCACGGCCUUUGAGUGGACGAGCAAGACCUACCAAGAGAAGUAUGGCGAGGUUUACUCCCAGUGCAAGUGCUGGUACUGUGAAACUGUCAGGGUGAUGGCGUUGCCGGCGACCAAGAUGUUUGGCAUAGGCAAGGAAGAAAAGCAUAAGCACAACCUGCACGCAAUCUUCUGCAACCCCCCCUUCCUCAUGUGCUUUUGUGUGACACAGUUAUUAUCCCACCACACUUACUUACCGAACCCCUGCCUUGACGCAGUCCUCGAAGCAUGGCAUGCGGCCGCCAAGGCAAAUAACGUGCCCAUGCCUCCCAUGACCGAGUCGGCGCACGUCUCGUCGCACCCGGCGGUUCACACCAACGAGACGACAGCCCGUCGAGCAACCACUCGUCCGAUACGUCUCGAGUACCGGAACAGGUUGGAGGAAACGCACUCUAAGGCGCGCAAGAGGGCGACCAAGAACUUCAAGGCCGACUCUGGCAAGCGUAUGGGACCCCGGGGCGAAGACAGGACGUCUUUCUGGGGGAAAGACGUUGAGGUCGAGGGACCCUGGGCCUCGAGCUUGGCUGCUGUCACAACGAGCGCCAUGUAUCCCGCGCCGCCGGGCUUCGCAAACAUGGGGCCCGGCUCGGUGGGCAGCUGCGCGACGGGAACAUGCGGCGGAGCCACUGGGUGCGGCUCCGAGCUGCUGGGCAUGUGCACAGCCGGCUGUGUUGGGAGCGGCUGGUUUGGCGGAAACGCCGGAUGUGCAGGAAUGGGCACAACGUCCGGUGGUGUGAUGCUCUAA
Colletotrichum higginsianum IMI 349063 is the source of this 2529-nucleotide messenger RNA. RefSeq names its product Alpha-ketoglutarate-dependent sulfonate dioxygenase. NCBI's taxonomy places the organism in Eukaryota, Fungi, Ascomycota, Sordariomycetes, Glomerellales, Glomerellaceae. The transcript is spliced from 6 exons. The record is from RefSeq and is a predicted model, not a curated record. Bases 1 to 2529 code for a protein of 842 amino acids.